CCCGCCCCGCCGCUCCUGGGCACCGGGAGAGCCGGGAGGCGGCGGGCAACUUCCUUCCCGGCGCGGCGUCUCCAGCGCGGGCAGCAGCGCUACAGAUAGUCCUCGACUUACAACCAGCAUUUCUGUUGCUAAGCAAGGAGCUGCUAUAAUUUCCAGGAUGCUUCGGUCAAAAGAUACAAAAGAGGAAGCAGCCAUGAGAUCGUUGGUCUUCACUUAACGAUGCAAGCCAGAAUGGCUGCUGUAGAAGCUGCAGGCAUCGUUCAGAAUCCCAGGGCCAAGUCUCUCUUGGAUGGAAAAGAGUCCCAGGAGGAAAAUGGGGCAGCCAGUCACCUCUCCGAACCCUGUGAUGCUUCCUUCGCUGGGGCAGAGCCAAGUCGGCAACAGGCACCGGCCAGCAAACUGAAGAAGACAGCCUUUAAAUUCUUCGGGGGGAAGAGAAGCAUCUGCACCCUACCAAGCUUUUUUGGGGGGAAGAAUAAAAGCCAGGCCAAGGGAGCUUCCAAAAAGGGUCUCAGCAAGAGCAAGACUCAUGAUGGUAUCAGUGACACGGCGCACAAAGAGGCCAGUUCUGGAUGUCUCAGGAGUCCCUCAGAUGGAGGACCAGACUUCCCUCCUUCCCAGCUGCUGCCAAGUUCUCAAAGCACUGUUUUAGGAGCUGAUCUCAGAGUUGGCUUCACCCAGACCUCAAACUUUCUGUCCAGCAGCUCUGAAGGCUUUGAAAAGAAGCUGAUGGGAGAGAAGUCCUUGUUCCUCCCAAGAUCCAAAAAGGGGCUGAAGGGGCUUUUUAACAGCAUUCGCCGUCAUCGGAAGAAUAAAGUUGCUGAACCUGAGAAGACCGAGCUGCAGGAAUGGGCUCUCAGGGACACCGUGACCGAAGAACAGCCAUGUGGAAAUGGGCUGGGUGGGAGUCCUCAAAGUGGGACUGUGACACCAGAAUGUGCAGAUAAUUUCUCCAGCGAUGCUGUGCCUCAAAUAACCAACCAUAAUGAGGCAGGAGAGAUGGACUGCUUGGCCUCAAGCCCAGUUAGGUCCAUUGGUGAGGCAGCUAGAGGACCAGUGCAUCCUGCUGAUGGGCAGCCAAGCCUGGAGGACAUCUGUGCUGACUCUGCCUACAGUGAUCUCCCUGAUGCUUUUGAACCAGAGUUCCUGGAGAAGAGCCCUCCUUGCAUACCAUCCGGGGAACAACUUAGCUUGAUGUUUGGGGAGGUGACGUCUCUUAAAAGCUUUGACUCUUUUACCGGUUGUGGAGAUAUCAUUGCAGAGCCGGAUAUUGAUAGCAUCACGGAGAGUUCGACGUCUGCGGAACGCAGCCGGGAUGCUACCAAGAGGACCUCUUGUUUGGUUACUUACCAAGGCGGAGGGGAGGAAAUGGCCCUGCCGGAGGAUUUAGAAGAGUACCUCCAGCAGAUGUGGGUAGGAACCAUCAAAGGAGAUGCAGCCUCUGAAGCACAUCUGCCAGAGCUUAUAACCAAAUGUGACCUUCAGGGCAUGAAUGGAGCCAAGCAGGAAGUUAAUCUAUACACUGAAGGAACAAGGAAUGAUAUAGACCUUCUGACACCACAUAGUGACCAACAAGAAUCUGCACCCAAUAGCGAUGAGGGCUACUACGAUUCUACCACCCCAGGUCCUGAAGAUGAAGCUGUUGAUGGUUUAGAUGAAAUAAAAAAGGACCGCCUUCCGCGGGACAGCUACAGCGGGGAUGCUCUUUAUGAAUUCUAUGAACCAGAUGAUGCAAUGAUGAGCCCAUCUCAUGGAGAUGGAUCCUGGUUUGAUGGGAAAGUGUCUCCUUCAAAGAUAUUUGACCAGUUCUUGGACUUUGCUCUCCCCGAUGAGAAGGACUUGAUCUGGCUGAUGGAACAGAAAAGUGAAGUGAUGGAAACAGAAGAGCAGAGGUUGGCAACCCUCCAGAAACAGCUGCUUUUUUGGGAGAUGCAAAGAGACCCGGCCCUGAAACACCUCCAGGAGCUUAGAAGAGACCAACCUCUGAGACCAGGGCAGCUGUCUGAAUGUAAAAUGCAAACAACCGGCUUAGUUGGGAAGAGCUCGAGUUGCCUUGGUUGUGAGCAAAUGAAUUUUUGUGCUUUGAACGACAGUCUAAAUGGUGGAAAGAAGCUAGCAGAAAGCCAAGACUGGGAAGAUGAUUUUCAUAAGAAGCUCUGUCCAGAAAAGCUUUGUGAUAGCAGCAGCACCAUUAAAGCACACAAUAGUUGCCUUAUUCAGCCGUUAGAGAAUGGCUCAGAAUUGGGCUCCAGUGGUGAACAACUGGUGCUUGAUUCCUGUGCUUUGGCUUCGGGAAACUCUGUGACCUACCCUCUCUACAGGGCGCAUGGCCACCACAGCUGCUCUCCAAGAGCUGACUUUCAAGAGCUCUGCCAGGAACGCAACGUAGAACCAGAGCAAGCUGUCAACUUCUCACAAGCCUUGGUGGAAUUUACCAGCAAUGGGACUCUUUUCUUCAGCCUGUCUGAAAGUCUUAGAAGCUCCGAUUCAGGCUCUGAGUUCACUCAGAACCUUCCUGACCUCCCCACAAUGGUGACUUUUGACAUUGUCGAUGUGGAACAGGAAGGGGAAGGGGAAUGCGAGGAGCAUCUGGAGAUGAACACGGAUGAGGACAUGACUGCAUCCUUUGAAGCUUUUAGGGACACUUAUGACUCCAAAGCAUCCUUUGAAUGUGAUGAGCGAAUGUUUCCUGAGUAUCCUCAGAUCUCUUUCCACUGGGGAGCUGCCAGCCUUCCUCGGCGUCUUCGACUUCAGGAGCUGAGUCCACCUCUGCUGGAGCCGCUGUCUGUCUGCAGGAGAAGCCGAUCCCUUGAUACCGAAAGUCUGGACUUUGAGCUGGCAAGUUUGCAGCUAUCCAAGAAGAGCUUUAGGCCGUUUGAACUCUGGAGCAGUUCCAAAAAGGAUCCUGGUCCUCUUGGAUUGGACAAUGGCCAGGAAGGUAUGCCACAUUCUCCAGAAGAAGCUAUUGGUGGCCUCUCAUGGCCAGGACAGUUGAAUGUACUACAUGGCAAGGAGGAAUUUUCCUUGCAAGAAACAAAAACAGGAGAGACUGGUUGGAAUGCACUCCCCUCUCAAAGUCCUUGGGGAAUAUUGGAGCACUCUGACAUGGCUCCUCCUUUAGCUCACCUGGGACCGAAUUCCACCAACAAACCAGCUGGACACCUUCAAGCAGAUGGAAGCAACCAUCCAGUCCUUCCAGCAUUGAGACCAUUGACCAGGCCCUCCACUCUGUUUCUGCAGGCGCCUGUGAUGUCACCAGAGGGCUCUAUUCCUAAAAGGCCUAGUGGGGACAGUCUGUUGAAAAAACAUGCUUGGGAGAGAACAGUCUAGACUUGCCUUUGAGCUUUGAUUUUCCUUGCUCCCCUGACAAGCUGUCAAUGUGUAAGCUUGGGGAUGUGGCUCAGGGAACAUCUCAGCUUCACACCAAGCAGUGCUGAGACCACCUAUAGGGGCAAGGCUGAACAGUGGGGAAACUCUAGACCCAGAACAUUUGGGAAGCACUUCCUGCCAGCUAGCUAGUCUAUGAAUUUAACUAGCCAAGUAGCUUUUGUGAAUAGGGAUCCAACUGAAUUGUUUUUGUUCCGGUGGGCUGUGAGAAUACAGAAAAUACUGCAAACUGUUGACUUUGGUUUGAAGCUAGGAGAACUGGGUGAAAUGUUGAUGUUUCUCCUUAAACAGAGAUGCUUGUGGGUAGUGGGGACUUCUGUUGAUCCACAAAACAAUACGAAGAGAACAGGGACAGUCUCAAAAGUUGAGAUGGGAAUAAAGUCCUGAAUUAUUUCCAAUUGCACCAUCAUGGGAGGAGGAGAAGUAAUAAUUUCCAAAAGUCAACUAGGUGGCCAAAGUUAGAAGGUAUAUUUUGGAGGAGCAAAAAGCUCAAGGACCUGCCAAAAUGAGACAUUUGCUUAUGGUGAAACUUGUUAACUCCUAGUUUUUGAGGGCACGUGUGCUUAGAAGUCAACUUGCUAAGCUGUUUUUAUUCCUAGAGAUGCCUGUAGAAGAGAGUGCAAAUAGAGAUGCUUAUGGUCCCAGAACUUCCUCCAGAGUGGGUGGGGCCAAUUUUCUCUUUCUUUUUUUAGUUGGGAGGGAAGUUAAGGGACAGAAUUAGUGCCUUAAGCCUUCUAAAGGCUUAGCACCCAUUUUAUAUCUCCCCCAACGGGUCUUGGCCUGGGCCAUGGUUGGAAUGUGGCUUUUGACAAGUGGCACAAGGUCUUGGAUAGACUUGAGCCAACAGAAGUCUGGCACUUGUGAUAUAUAGGAUUGCAGCUAUGCAGCAUAUCUUAAAUGUGCUUACUUGUUACAGCAGCAUUUCCCAACCUUGGCAAAUUGAAGGUGAGUGGAUUUCAAUUCCCAAUCCCCAUGGCUAUGCUGGCUAUGCAAUUAUGGGAGUUGAAGUCCAUAUACCUAGAAAUGGCUCAAGGUUUGGAAACCCUGUUUUAGGGUAUCCUGCUCAAUUCAGUUGGGUUUUAUGUAGUUUUAAUAGGGGAGGGGAGGCAGAAAACUACCCAACCUGGUGCUUGUCAGUGAGGAGAUUUGGUUGCAGUGGAUGGGCUGGGCAAAAUAGCAAGAAGUUGGCUAUUAGUUAAAUUAAUUAAAGAUGUGAUUAGAGGGGAAAUGGGCCAAAAAAGGCUCUGAAAUCUCUAAUCUAGGAGGAUCUUACUUGGGGGUAUAUUGUUUUUAAGAAGACAUGCAUACAAUUAAAACAUUAAAAACACUUCUUGGUACUGAAACAAAGUAAUGUCAAUGCAGUGGAGGUCUUGUAACGUCUGAAAGAGCAUAUUUUAAAAGGAGGGGGGGAACCCCGAUACAUGCAAAACUGCCCUUAUUUAAAGUAAUGGGAUUCUGUUAUUUUUUUUAUUAUGGUUAAAUUUCCAGAAAAGAGCCUUGGCUUGUUUGUAUGUGUUGGUUCUGUGUGUGUGUGUGUGUGUGUGUGUGUGUGUGUGUGUGUGAAUCCUGCCCCUAGCACUUUCAAGGCACUGUGCCAUUUUCCAGGAUCAGCUGGCCAUUGCAAGGAAGCCAUCUGAUCCAGAGAAGGAUGCAGUUGCUUUAAUGAGCUAUGUCCAGACUGUGUGUGUGCUCCAAAGUUCAUUUUUUGGAAUCAGAUUCGAAGUGCUGCCAGGCAGAAUAUCUGUUGAAAUCAAUUUUCUAGGGUGCCUAGAAUGGCUGUUCAUUGAAAUACUGAAUGCAGAGAAGCUUUUUAGGAAAUAAAGCCUCCAUCAGUUGGCCAAAGUUGACUUGGUUUCCUGAAUUCCUCUCACAGCUGUCUUGUACUGUAUCACAACUUGUCCCACCGGUCAGAGAAAAGUUCCUUCUCUUUCCAAGUCAGAUUGGCUAGUUUACUAGAAAAUCCAGAUCCUGUGUCCCACCUGUGCACGCUAUAGGGCAGGUAAUAUGCAGCAAAAGCUCUCAAAUCUGUCUCUUUGUCAAAGACAUGGUUCAAGAAUGCCCGGUAGAUAUAUUUAUGGAAUGAGGGGUCCUUGGUGCUCUGUGAGCUUGGUUGUUUUCUUGUAGACCUUUCAUUACUCAAACUUGGUAACAUUAUCAGUGCCAAUGAGUACUGAGUAACACUGAUGAUAUUAUCUAGUUUGGGUAAUGAAAGGACUACAAGAAAAACUCAGAAAAUAUCAAGGAAUAUUUGAGCUACAAAUAUUCUCCUUUAUUGAUAUUUGCAAAGUUUGUUGAGGAGAACUUCAGGGAGACUCAGCUCUAGCAAUCCAUGCAACAUUUUUUUCAUAGUUGCCCCAGCGGUGUUCAGAAUUCGCAACUGAGACAAACGUUGAAAGUCUGAUUAGAAGGUUGGUGCUAAUACUUCAGAAUCCUUUUUGCACGAAGAUCGAUGCAACUUUUUUUUUCAAAAGCUCGCGGGCAGAGCAAGAGCGGGUCCGACUUCUGCAUGAUGACGAAUAAGUUGACAAGCUAUCCGUGAUUAUCACCCAUUCUUCAUUUGGCUGCUGGAAAACCUUUGAAUCCUGGUCCCUGAAAUUGGGGGGUGAGAUUUUACUUUUUAAAGAAAUGGGAAUGAAAAACGAAACCAUUGUGAUUAACUUAAAUUAAUCCGGGCAUAUCAUUUAAGUUCUCCCUCUAAAUAGGAACUAGAAUAUUUGACGCUGCCCUCUUCUGGAUGCUGCUCUUGAAAAGAAGAAAAUGGAGUUCUUGGCCAUAAAAAGGCUGCUUCCAUUUGUAGUAAAUCAAGGAUUUCCCAUUUAGGAGUAGCCGUCCCUGGAGAGAAAAACUGAAAUCUGGUAAUAAAAUAGAGACAAAGCUACUACAGGUAGUCCUUGACUUAUGACCACAAUUCAGCCCAAAAUUUCUGUUGCUAAGCGAGACAACUGUUAAGUGAGGUUUGCUUCAUUUUACGACUUUUCUUGCACAGUUGUAAAGUGAAUCACUGCAGUCAUUAAGUUAGUAACAUGGUUGUUAAUCUGUGAAUCUGGCUUUUUCAUUGACUUUGCUUGUCAGAAAGUUGCAAACGGUGACCACAUGAUCCCGGAACACUGCAACCGUCAUAAAUGUGAGUCAGUUGCCAAGCGGCUGAAUUUUGAUCACAUGACCUGCAUGCUGCAACAGUUAUAAAUGGGAAAAACAGUCAUGUCACUUUUUUCAGUGUUAUCGUAACUUCAGACGGUCACUAAAUAAAUGGUUGUAAGUCCAGGGCUACCAGCAGAGGGGAAAAGCGUGAAGUCCUGAAGUCUAUUGAAUAAAAAUAAAAUAAAGGACAGGCUUUCAGUGUUUGGUGAAAACAAUUAAAUUGGGCAGAAAGAUUCUAUUUCAGUCUUAAUGAUAAUAACACAGUUGGAAGGGAUCUUGAGGUCUUCUAGUCCAACCCCCUGUUCAAGCAGGAGACCCUAUACCAUUUCAGACAAGUGGCUGUCCAAUCCCUUCUUGAAAGCCUCCAGGGAGAUUUCCCUGCCAUGUUAAUUUUUUGGGGGGAGGAAACUUGCAAGUUACAUAACAGCACCUUGAAAGCCCUACCUUCCCUACCUCUGAUCUUUGGGAACAAGUUUUCCAUCUGAUCUCCGUUUUCUCAGACUCUUCUGGUCUUGGACUUCGCUACUAACCGUCAAUUUGCCAUCUCCUUCAAAGGGGGGAUUCUUCUCAGGAUUCCAAUUUGGGUAGUGAAUGGAAAGAUUUGCUUGAAAAUCCCUGAAACCUCCCUCCAAACAUUUGGUGGCACUUCAAGCAGGGUUGAUUGAGCCCAAAGCUAGCCUGUUUGUUAAUUCCACCCAUCUAAAAAUAUCUAAGACGGCUUUCCUUCUGAAUGGCAUGUCUUGAUUCAUAGAGCAAUAUCCCCUGUUGCUCUUAGCCAACAUUGGCCAAUGUUUGGAUCCCAUAUCUCUGACUGCAAGUCUGGGUGAUUCCAAGCCAAACGGCAAUUCACUGGUCAUGGCGUGGUGGGCCAUUAACACUUGAGGAUCCUCCAAAUGUUGCCUACCUGGGACUUCUAAAAUGGGAUGGGUGGAAUUGAGAGGCACGAUCUGUUGAAGGGACCUUUGUUUUCAAUUGCUGCAAACAAUUAUGCUGCCGAUAGGAUGGGUGAAGUUCACUGUGUAAAGUGUUUUGUUCACAGAUUGAGGCUUUCGGUUGCGUUGGGUUUGGCGUGGCGUGCACAUAGUUCUUUCUUCCUUUUGAAUAUAUCACCAAAGACAUCUUGUGGAAUUGUUAAAUGGCGUAAACACUUCUCUUUUUUUAUUUGGUUGGUUGUUUUGGGGAAAAGGUGUAUAGGUGUUUGAACUAAUAAGAAUGUUUCUCUACAGAUAUGUAUUUGCUAGCCUCCGGGUUGUGGAUAUUUAUAGAAAUGCUUUUUUUUCCCUAAAGAAAACCAAUUUUAUAAUAUACUAGGGUACUCAAGACUUUGACUUUGCAUCUGACCUUGUUCUAAAAGGGUUUUCUGAUUUUGGUUUUGUGGUCUCUUUGAAAAAAAAAAUGUGAAUUGUCGCAAGAAAAUGUUGGCUGAAUUGUGAGGAUGGGCAAGCACGAAAGGUGGAGUAGUAGAGCUGGAAUGGAUCUUCUCAUGUUAGGAUCUGUCUUAUAGUCUUGGUUGGACUUGAUCGGACAUUUUUGACUUGAUAAUUUUCAAGGCUCAAGAAAUAGAGAAGAUUAAGAUGGCAAUUUGCAUAGCACCAUACGUUACACAGAAGGGGAUAUUGUUCUGACAGCUAGGGGGAAACUGUCAUGUCUUUGAUGGCUCCCUUGUAUUAAAAUAUGUACUCUGUGCAUGUAGAAAAACAAACGUCCAUUAGCUCUUUGAGGUAGCCCAGAUAAGUAGCAUAAGUACAAGCACCAGCUGUCCCUAUAUUAGGGUCAGAUUACAUUAAUGGAAUUUUGCACAUCUGAAAAUACAGGCAGUCCUCAACUUACAAUUGAACCCAAAAAUUCUGUUGCUAAGUGAGACAUUUGUUAAGUGAAUUUUGCCCCAUUUUCUCAUCUAUCCUGCCACCGUUAUUAAGUGACUCACUGCAGUUGUUACAUUAGUAACAUGGUUGUAAAGUGAAUCUAACUUCUCCAAUGACAUCGCUUGUAAGAAGGUUGCAAAAGGGGAUCACAUGACCCCGGGACACUGCAACAGUAAAAAAUAUGAAUCAGAUGCCAAGCAUCUGAAUUUUGAUCACACAACCAUGAGGAUGCCACAAAGGUCAUGUGAACAACAGUCAUGUCACAUUUUUCAGUGCUGCUGUAGCUUUGAACGGUCAUUAAACAAACUGUUGUAAGUCAAGGACUACAUGUAUUAACCCCCUCCUUUCCUUUUAUUCUCCAGAAACUAGGGAGAGUUCCUUCUCAGAUGUUUUCCAUGUCCCUUUUCCUUUCAUGGACUGAGAUACCAUUUUUAUGAUGGUGGUCUAAGCUGCAACUCUUCUUGCUGUCUCCCAAGGUCAUUCUCACAUACUGAUACAAUAUCAGGAGGCGCAAUGAAGGAAAUGAAGAAGAGCUUCUUCACUACAAAAAGGACUUAAAAGUCUACAAAUGUUCCCCAACCUUCCCUGCUGCCCAUCUAAAAUGGUUCAGUGUAGGAUUAUGACCUCCUCAUUCUUGGUAAUACAUUGAAAUGAAAGGACGUAGGUCACAAAAUCUGAGGCUUGCUCUGCUUUCUAAUUUCUGGGGCAGUUGUUCAUUUUUCUGAGAAGGGUUGGUUGACGAAUUCUGUAGUUGAAAGUCUACAUAAGGUGGGAACAUGCAAAUUUCUUGGGGACCGAUGGAAGGGCUCUCCACUCAUCCAAAGAUGAUUUGCAUCAAAAUAAGAGUUUUGUUGCAGUGGUUCCUUCAGCUUUGUAGUCUGUCCUUUCCUCAAGAAGUCAUCACUGGACCAAGCAAUCCUGGACAAUUUUUAUCCAGUUCUUCAGCCUUCCUUUUUUAAGUUGUAGGAAAUAUGGUCAGGCAACAGCAUCAGAAGUUCCUGGAGAAAACAGAUUAUUUGGAUCAGUUUUAGCUAGAACAUAGUCCAAAGAUUGCAUUGGUUGCACUUGGGGAUAAGCUGUGGUAGAGCUUGGGUGAGAGACAUUGGGGUCUCUCAUCAAGGAACAUUGGACAUCUUAGUUGGUUGAGAUACUGCCAAUUAUAGUACUUAUGGACUGGCUAUGGGGAUUUAAAGUGGUGGACACCAGAUUAUGAUGGUUCUCUUCCUUUUUCUGGUGGCUUCUACAUAGCAUUAACAGAGUAGAGAUCAAGUCCAUGGCCCAUCAUCUGUGGAUGCCCAGGGACUUGACGCCCUUGCCCCUUUUGUUUUAACAACUAUACCAAGGGUCUCCAAACUUGAUCAUUUUAAGACUUGUGGACUUCAUCUCCCAGAAGCUGAAGUCCACAAGUCUUAAAGUGGCCAAGUUUGGAGACUCCUGCUCUACACAGAACCACCUAUUGAACCCAUCCAUUGAUUUGAUGUCCACACUCAUCAGUUUGCUCAUGAUACCGAACUGUACCUCUCAACCCCAGCUCUCCCAACAGAUGCUGCUCAAUGUUUUUUUUCCAACGUCUUGAGUCUGGGUAGGUCUGGAUUGCAAAGGGACGGACUCGGGCUCAAUUCUAACAAGACUUGAAUAGUUCUAGAUAUUUGCCCAUCCCCCCCUAGUUCAGAGGACUUUCUAACUCUAGUCUAGUCUUGGAUUUAUUUAUUUAUUUAUUUAAAUUGAUUUAUAUGGCUGCCCAGCUGACAGAUGUAGUUCUGGGUAAUUGACGAAAAACAAACAAAACUAAACUAAAAAUAUGUUAUAUAAAUAUAGGGUGACACUUUCUUAUUCAAGACUGCCUCUUUGUGGUAGACCUUGAACACCAAAGUUAUGAAUAUUAAAAUGACUUUUAUUAUAAGGUUACAGUAAGAUAUUCUUUCAACUCUCACUACUACUUCUACUGAAGAAAACUAGGGAGGAUUCAGUCUGAGGCGCUUUUUCAAGUUACACUCCUGCUUUGGAUUCAAAUUUCUCUUAUCUGACCAUUCCUUGGCUGUGGCUGUUUCUCCUUUUCCUCAAGAUUAUUUUUUACAGCUCAUUACGACUAGUGUGUAAUCUUGGAGACAGUGGAUUGUUUUGGACUCAAAGCUCCUGUCUGAAGAGCAGGUGGCCAAUAAGCCCUUUACAAAGACCCAUUCAAUGUCCCAAAGAUGUUUUUUUCCCAAAUACAUUUUUUCAAGAGGCAACUGGACUUUCUGGUUUUUCUUUGAAGAUGUUUCGCUUCUCAUCUGAAGAAGCUCCUUGGAUGGGAAGUGAAAGUCCAGUUGCCUCUUGAAAAGCACCUUUGGGACAACCAAAACUUGGAUGACUAAGAAUGUCCAUAGACCCAUUUAAUGAGCCAGUUGCAUCCAUUCCUGGAUCUGGAAGCAUUUCAGACAGCCACUCCUGCCCACGACACCUCACAAAUAGAGUACAGCCAUGCGGUUUACAUGUGGCUGCUCUUGAAGACCCCUUGGAGGCUACAACUGGUUCAGAAGGUGGUGGUGCAGGCAAUAUGGGAAGUGCCAUAAUCAGGGCAUGUGACACCACUGUUCAAUGAGUUGUACUGCUUAUCGGUUAGCUUUCAAGUACAGGUCAUCCUUGACUUAUGACCACAAUUGAGCCCAACAUUUCUGUUGCUAGUUGAGACAUCUGCUAAAUUUUAUGACCAUUCUUAGCUCAGUUGUUAAGUGAAUCACUGCAGUUGGUAAGAUAGUAACCUGGUUGUUAAGUGAACCUGGCUUCCUCAUUGACUUUGCUUGUCAGAAGGUCACAAAAGAUGAUCACAUGAUCUUGGGACACUGUGACCAUCAUAAAUAUGAACCAGUUGCCAAGAAUUCAGAUUUUGAUCACAUGAUCUUGGGGAUACUACAAAGGUCAUAACUGAGAAAAAUGGUCACUUUUCUGGGCCAUUGUAACUUUGAAUGGUCACUAAAUGAACUGUUGUAAAUCGAGGACUAUCUGUAUAAUUCAAGAUGCUGGUUAGCAUCUAAAAAGCUUUUUGUGGCAUUGGACGUGGUCGUUUGAGGAACCAGCUAUCUCUGAUCAUUUCUGCUCAUCUGGUAAGAUUGAGUAGAGUAGAUGUACUCCAGGUGCCUCUGAUUAAACAAUGCCCUCUGCCAAGGUCUAGGAAGCAUGCCCUUCCUAUCCCAGUUCCAGUUCUCUGGAAUAAGAUCCCCCACAGAUCCAUGGGUUUUCCCCCUUGAUGAUGUUCAGAAACCCUUUGAACCCCUUCCUCUUCUCCCAGGCUUUGGGGUAGGAUAGCGGUUGAGCUUCAUGGGAUAGCCAUGACGUGGAUCAGGGGUCUCCAAAUUUGUCAACUUUAAGACUGGUGGACUUCAACUCCCAGAAUUUCUGAGCCACCAUACGAAUUCUGGCAGUUGAAGUCUACCAGUCUUAAAGUUGACAAAUUUGGAGACGCCUGAGCUGGAUGAUUGAGAGUCUUCACAGACAACCCCAUGGAAUGUUUUGACUCUACCUAUGGUCUCUUCUGGACAUAUCCAGUCUGUAUCUGUUAUCAUUGUUUCCUUCUUUUUAAGCAUAAGCUGGUCAAAGCCUAUUGGAGUAGACCAGCCUCUAAAUCAUAAAUUAAAAGAAAUCAACCUAGUUUCAUAUUUGAAGAAAAGAUGAUGGUUGCUACUUCUAUAUGUGCAGUGAAAAGCAGGGGGAACAUGUUAAUAAUGGAUUGUAGACAUCAGUAGACUUAAAAUUGAUGUCUGCCUUCAUUCAUCUUGUCCUCCAGGUAUCCUGUCCUUGAAAAGCUCACUUUGAUUUUAUUCUCUUGGGAGAAUCUCUGGCUGGCUUACAUCUUUGCUUUGGAUUAGGGAAUAGUGUCUUUCUCUUAAACGGGAAUAGGCAGCCCUGUUUGCUAAAAUUAUUAGGUUUCCAGGGGAAUUUACAAGGAGCAUCUGAUGACCUAUUUGCAGAGCGGGUAGGAUUGGACUUAACAAUUAUUCCUUGUAUCUUUUUAACAACUUGGUGCACUGACACAUCUAUCUUAAUGCCUGCUGUUUUUAAAAAAGAAAACUAAAUAUCCUAUUGCUGGACUUUAGUGAUUUGCCCCCAGCUUUUGGCAGAGUGAUGUUCAGGAAUUGCGGGUUGUGCCACAAAUUGGCUAGGGUGUGGUGGCACAGUGGUGAGAAUGCAGUAUUGCAGGUUAAUUCUGCUGACUGCCAGGAGUUCGAUUCUGACAGGCUGAACGUUGACUCAGCUUUCCAUCCUUCUGAAUUCAGUAAAAUGAAGAUCCAGAUGAUUGGGGGCAAGAUGCUGACUCCGUAAGCCACUUAGAGAGGGCUGUAAAGCACUGUGAAGCGGUAUAUAAGUCUAGUGCUAUUGCUAUAUGAUCUGUUACCAAAGGCUGCUCGCCCCAACUGUAAGCUAAAAAACUGAUUUAUUGCUGCUUUUCUUGUCUUCCUCAUGAUUCUUAAGAGGAUGUAUCAGUUACAUUUUAAGAGUAGAAAAAAUGAUUGUGCUGAAAUAUUUCCGUGUUCCAAUGUGUUUGUUGUGUGCUUUACAGCUUUGGUAAGAGUAUUAUUCAGUUUUCAGUUGUUUUAAGAUCACAUGAGAGAAAAUUUAAACCAAUACCUUGGGAUCUUCUUUUCCUGAAGUGUCAAAAGCUAGUUGUCAGCGUAAGAAGAAACAAAUGCAUUCCAGUUCUUUGACUGAUUUUAUACAAAAUCUUAACCCUAAAUGCAUAGAACAAGAUGCACAUUUAAAGUUGAUGUGAUCUGUGUUUAAGCAAAUAUGCCGUAUUAGGACAAUGUGAUAAGUUGAUUCACAAAAAUGAUUGAGAUUGUUUUGGUUCAGGAUUUUCACAACACAGUCACAAUCUAGCCUGUCCUAAUUUUGCAUAGUCAGCAUCUUAGAUCAGUGUUUUUCCAACUUGGGAACUUUAAGAUGCGUGAACUUCAACUCCCUGAAUUCUCCUGGCUGAGAAAUUCUGGGAAUUGAAGUCCACACUUCUUAAAAGUUGCCAAGUUUGAAAACUGUUUCAGUGACCAUCAAGCCAACUGAGAGGACUGAUAUUAAAUUCCGCCCUAGCUUUAUUGUUGUCAGCUUUUACUGUAUUAGAACUGUGAGAGCCUUAAAAAUUGAGUUAGGGAAUUCUGUGUUCUCUUCCUUAUUUCUUCUUUUUUAUGAGCCCAAUGAAAAACUUGAUUUAUUCCCUUUUUUCCCUGACAAUUUCUAGUUGCUUCUUCUUUUUUUUAAAAAAAGGAUUUUACAUCUCUGGAUAGUAUUAAAAUAUGCCUUGUUACAGGAAAAUGACAACUGGAAAAAACCUGCCUUUUAAGGGUAGCAGAAUGAUUUACUGUACUGGGCUUUACUGGGCUGUCCUUAAAUGUAGUUAUGAAUUUGUAUUCUUGAUAAAAAUGUUUUCAUUUGGAAGAAGAAAAAAUUAGAUAUUGAUUGAAUAAUGAAGUGGGGCAUUCUCUUUGUCACGCAAUGACCGUGAAAUCACUAAUACAGAUAGUCCUCGACUUACAACUGUAACUAAGCCCAGAAUUAGUCAUAAGUCAUUCCAGUCAUAAAUUGAGUCAUCAUGUGACCAGACCCAAUUUUUUGACAUUUUUUUGUAGCAGUUGUUAAGCAAAUCCAUUUUCCCCAAUGGGUGAAAUCAGCAAAACGUGGUCACAUGAUUGCAAAUCAUGAGCUGCUUGCAAAGUGCUGAAAAUGCAGUCAUGGGACUAUGUACAAGGGGAUGGAUGGAUGUAGCCAUUGUAAGUUCAAAAACGGGUCAUAAGUAAGGGGAGGAUUGUCGUAACUGAAUGGUCAUUAAGUGAAUAAUCGUAAGUCAAGGACUACCUGUAUAUCUCCUUUUUAGUUGUAAAUACACAAAUCAAGUAAACUUGAAGGACACAGUAAUCUACUUGGGCACAGAAGGACAGUUUAUCAUCUACAUCUUGAAACUUUUUAGUCUUAACAUAUUUAUGAUUGUAUAUUGCAAAUAGUUGGAUAUUCAAAGAACUAUGAUUAGGUAUGUAUUUUGCAAAACCAGACAGAGAAAAAGUAAUAUUUCAGUAUUUGGAGGGAGCAGAAUUGAUCGCAUGCUCCAUUUUGAGAGCUGUUUGAGACUCAACAGUGAAAGAGAAGUUCCUAGCUCAUAUUUUGCUGGAUAUUAGCAGAUAUUGCUCUACUUUGUCCUACUCUACAGAAGAAGCUGCAAAUGUGGAUUUUCUAUUGAUCUGUUUCUUGUGCUUCUUUUCCUAUACACCAGGCAGCUAAUCAUGGUCACACUGUAUAUACAUGAGUUGAGCUGGAUCAGGAAAAUGAUGAUAUAAAGCAGUAUUUCUCAAGCUUGCAACUUGAAGAUGUGUGGACUUCAACUUCCAGAUUCUGAGAGUUGAACUCCACUCAAGUUGCCAAAGACUGAUAUAGAGAGAACUUCUAUAAGCAACCUUCUACCAUCCUAAGAAACCUAAGAUCUGGUGCUGAUCAAUGUAGUGAAAUAAUCUCAUUGACUUGUAGAAUUUUGAAAUCAUUCACGCUAAAAUUGCAAAGUAUAUGUAAUCACUGCCAAAUGUAAAGUUGUCUCAUGCAGUUGGGUUUAAUGUAAAUGAAACUUCUCUUGUUUCUCAUUCCGUCUUUUGAUUGUUCCCCAAUUUGUUUUUGUUUGGGUUUCAUGAAUGUUUUUUUAAAAAAUCUUCAUUGGACUGUUCUUACAUGGUUUUCAAGAUAUUUUGCAAUGAAUGUUCUUGCUAAAGGCUAAUGAAUAAAUUUGAGGGUUUUUUUUUUAAAAAAA
Messenger RNA from Pantherophis guttatus, 15156 nucleotides. The record is from RefSeq and is a predicted model, not a curated record. NCBI's taxonomy places the organism in Eukaryota, Metazoa, Chordata, Lepidosauria, Squamata, Colubridae.